This is a messenger RNA of Beta vulgaris subsp. vulgaris (sugar beet), 1258 nucleotides long. RefSeq names its product protein GLUTAMINE DUMPER 3. The coding region runs from base 160 to 693 and encodes 177 amino acids. Gene Ontology annotation, biological process: regulation of amino acid export. Lineage: Eukaryota; Viridiplantae; Streptophyta; Magnoliopsida; Caryophyllales; Amaranthaceae. The record is from RefSeq and is a predicted model, not a curated record. The transcript has a single exon.
UAUCACCCCAUCACCCACCCCAUCCAAAACCCACUCACCUAACUUAUAACCACAACAUAUCAACAACAACAACAACAACAACAACAACAAAGAAAAGAAACUAGUCAUUUCUUCUUGUCAUCUUCAAAAACCAAAAAAACAGGACAACAUAUACAAAAUAUGAGAACCACCUUACACGCCACUAUAACCCCGGAAAAGAACUCCUUUAUCAUUGCUCCGGAAUCGGCGGCGGCGACGACGAUGUCAUCCACAGGCCAACCAAGAUCACCGUGGCACUCGCCAGUCCCUUACCUAUUCGGAGGACUCGCUGCGAUGCUGGGCCUUAUAGCCUUUGCCCUAUUGAUAUUGGCGUGCUCUUAUUGGAGAUUGUCUAGUGAUGAUACCCAACAACAAAGCAAUAAUGAAGGAGGUGAUUUAGAGAGUGGUGAGAAAGGAGAUGGAAUGAGUAAAAUAAAUGGUGUACCUGUUUUUGAAGAGAAGAUUGUGGUUAUUAUGGCAGGCAAUGACAAACCUACCUUCUUGGCUACUCCAGCUUUAAUGUUCUCCAAGACAUAUUCUAAUGAUGAUCAUCUUAUGUCUAGUACUACUCUUAAUAAUACCAAAGGUGAUGGUAACAAGGAGAGCACUAGUACUGUUGAGGAUGAUGAUGAGAAGCCUAAAGAAAAUGAAACCACCACUCACCCAAAUAAUUGAGUUCAUUGUUUACUAGUACGUGGUCCAUGCAUUUACAAAUUUGGUCCCGUUGUUUUUGUGCUAAUGAAGCCCGAAAAUAGCUGAUACCUGAGGUAUCCUUAUCUCGAAAAACAUUUCUGAUUUUAAAACCCAUUCGUCUCCAUACUACAUAGUUAGUAGCUAGUUAGUACACCUUAAUUGUGUCAUAUGUGAGGCCACCCAAAAAAAAACAUACACAAACAAAAAACCUACUUUUUCUUGGGUAACAUGGGAAGAAUCCACUCCAGUUUACAUGGAUUGCUAUAGAGUAAGAAUUAGAAAAAAUUACAUAUAUCAACUGGACCGUCCAAUUAAUGAAGAGGAUCAUGUCCCGUCAAUUUUGAAGCUAGAGAAUGACUCAUAUGGGUCUAUUUUUGUCCUUUUAAUCCCUUUUCUUUUAUCCUUUUUGAUUGCCUUCUUUUUACAUAGUAGAGAUUUGGUUUAAUUUUGCGGGAAAUGUAUACAAGGAGAGAUUUUUAUCGACUCCAUAAUGUAAUAUAUUUCGUGUGUUAGUUCAUCUUAUAAAAUAUCUUCAUCACUUAUGCUC